AUGAAGCCUCGCAGAAGCAAGGACGAUGUGAUGGAGCUGCAGAGCCGACUGGUGGAGAAGCUGGGGGAGCUCAAACGACACAAGGCAGAGUAUGAGGCGUUUCAGGUGGGUUCUAUGCGGUGCAGGUCGGUGCAGGAUGCAGGGCAGGUCGUUCGGAGGCUUGGGGGACAGAGGCAGACUGCAGAGCCGACUGGUGGAGAAGCAGGGGGGGCUGAAACGGUUGAAAGCCGAAUACGAAGCUCUGCAGCCCUUACACGACUCCUUCAUCCACCCUUUCUCUACACCCAUCUCCCUUCUCGAUUUGAUCCUUUUCAGAAGCGGCACGAGAAGAAGCGGCACGAGAAGGUGAAUGCGGACAAGGCAGCGCUGGACGUGAAGCUGACUGAACCUCCUAAGCGGCACGAGAAGGUGAAUGCAGACAAGGCAGCACUAGAUGUGAAGCUGACCGAGUCGGGGGCGGAUUGGGGCAAGAAAGCAAUCACCAAGGAGGCGCUGAGCAGGGCAACGGAGCUUCUGCAAAGGUGCAAACCCCAGACAGGCCCUAUAAUUUCCAAGAAGGUUCCUAGCUGGAAGGGUUACUCGUGUUCCGCUACAGAGCGUGAGCUGCAACGCUACAUGGACUUUGAGACGAGGGGCAUGUGUCCUGACGACUGGCUGUUCGUUCAAGAUUUGAUUUUCCGCAAGCAGUGCCACUCGCUGCCCAAGCGACGCUGCCUUGCUCGCACGGCACACAAGAUAGUGGAGCCCCUGGCAAAACCCGCAUCUCUCUUCUCUCAAUCCGCCCUGCAAGACGCCUCAGUGCGGUGGAACAACCACGCCUUCUCCUCCUUCGCCUCCCUCAACGCCCUCUCCCCCUCCGCUCUCGCCUCUGCCACGGCCGGCACAGGGGACGCCUGCGGGCGGCAGCCGGGCGGCGGCGGUUGUUGGAACAUGAGCGCGGAGGAGAGGAGAUGGAUGGCCAGGCCGCCCAAGAAUACAGCAGCGGGAGGGGCGCUUACUGUGAAGGAGGCCAUUGCGAUCAAGAAGGGAGCGCUGAGAAUUGGGUUGGAUUUCAACGGAGGGUCGGGCUCGUUCGCAGCGCACAUGGCGAGACACAACGUGACCAUGAUGACGUCAGCAAUGAACCUAGAGGCCAACGUGGGGCGCAAGAAGGGUCUGCCUUUCUUGGAAACAAUCGCCCUGAGAGGACUUGUUCCCCUCUGGCUUCCCUAUAAGGUCCGUUUGCCAUUUUAUGACAACACGUUGGACAUUCUUCACGCCUCCAACGCCAUCAAGUUCAUGCCGUCUCCUGCUGAAUUUGAGGAGGUUCUGUUCGAGUGGGACCGCGUGCUGAGAGUCGGUGGCGUGAUGUGGUUCGAGGAGUUUACCGCCUCGGCAGCAGAAAUGCCGUCCUACCUCUCAGUGCUUGAUCUGCUCAAGUACCGCCACCUGCAUUGGAGCCUCACGCCCCCCAAGGCCAUGAUUGGCAAACCGGCCGGCACCGUCAUUCUGCACUGCCUGCUCGAGAAGCCCAUGCGGAAAGACUUGUGA
This is a messenger RNA of Closterium sp. Yama58-4, 1530 nucleotides long. Lineage: Eukaryota; Viridiplantae; Streptophyta; Zygnematophyceae; Desmidiales; Closteriaceae. The record is from the annotation of a GenBank genome assembly.